This is a messenger RNA of Solea senegalensis (Senegalese sole), 2602 nucleotides long. It is a transcript of the gene vgll2a, whose product is annotated as vestigial-like family member 2a. The coding region runs from base 29 to 904 and encodes 291 amino acids. The transcript is spliced from 4 exons. The record is from RefSeq and is a predicted model, not a curated record. Gene Ontology annotation, biological process: regulation of transcription by RNA polymerase II. Lineage: Eukaryota; Metazoa; Chordata; Actinopteri; Pleuronectiformes; Soleidae. Gene Ontology annotation, cellular component: nucleus.
UGGUUCUUCUGCGUGAUUUUUGUUCGCCAUGAGCUGCUUGGAUGUGAUGUACCAAGUGUUUGGACCUCAGCCUUAUUUCAGCUCCUACAGCCCCUACCACCACCAGAAACUGGCCUUGUACUCGAAAAUGCAGGACCCUCAGGAGAGCGACAGCCGGCUGGGGCCCCCGGGGCCCCCGGCGAUUAAGGAGGAGGACAAGGAGCUGCCGCCAGGUGCCGAAUACCUGAGCUCCCGCUGCGUCAUCUUCACUUACUUCCAGGGCGACAUCAGCGCCGUGGUGGACGAGCACUUCAGCCGAGCGCUCAGUCAGUCGACGGCGUAUCCUGCGACGAGCAGCCACAAGAGCGUAAGAGAGGGAUCGUUUCCGAUGAACCAGCGAAGUUUUCCCCCGUCUUUCUGGAACAGUUCGUACCAGCCGUCAGUUUCCUCCGCGCUGGGCAGCGGACUCUCGGCUCCCCAUUCGGAGCUCUCCUUCCCUGGGGACCCCUACUCCUCCACUUCCCUGCACAGCCAUCUCCACCAGCCCAGCCCCGACACCUGGCACCCAUCCCACCACCACCACCAUCACCACCAUCACCACCCAUACUCACUAGGGGGCGCCAUAGGGACCCAGAGUGUGGCGUAUCCCCGCACGGGCGUCCACGAGAUGUACGGGACGGCGUUUGACCCGCGCUACGGCUCACUGUUGGUGCCGUCAGUGAGGCCUCACCACCGGCUGACACCAGGCAGCUCAGUGUCGGGGCCCAAUGUCUCUCCCUGUGACCUUGGGGGCAAAGGGGACUCGGGGACGGGGUCAACCUGGAGCGGUGCCUUCACGGGAGCCGGAGCAGAAAUUGGACUCAACAUGGAAACAGCUCUGUGUUACGGUGGACUGUGCAGCAGUGGCGGCGGUGGUGGCAGCUGAACGUUGACCAUGUGGGAAAAAAAAAGAAAAGAAGUGGACUCACAGGAGAGGACGGUGAUGGAUGUGGACAGAGACGAGACUCUUUGUCGCUCCUGUAACAGGCACGGACAACAUUCCUAAAGUGGGAAAAGGAAAAAAAACAAAAAAGACAAAUAAAAGUCAUGGGACAGACGGACAGAGACACAUGUGUUGUCAAAACUCCAAAGACAAGCUCUUGAAGGACUUGGCAGGACUCACUGGGGCAACUGGGCUGCAGACACUGGAACUGUGUUAUGGCUGGAGAUGGAGGCCGUGCUGGUGUUGAGGAGGUCGCACAGCGAGACUCUGACAGGACGAGAACAAACACUAUGGUUUUACACCACCAUCAUGUUUUUGGCAUGGUCUCAUGUCAAAAACGGUGUUAAUGUUAUGGUUUCUCAAAGUGUUUCAGGCUUAAGCUAAAAGGCCCAGUUCAGACCUGGCAUUACAACCGCCCUGAAGAUCUGAUCACAUGUAGAUUGCACUAAUUUCAGGUCUAAACGUUCCCAAUUUGUAUUGAAUGCGUCCUCAGAUACAGUUUCAGGGACUGUCCACACGAAAACAAGGUUAGGUUCAUCUCAAAAUGCUCACCCUUGCGUUUUGGGAAAACUGUGAUGUCAUAAUCCCGCUUGAAUUUCGCUGUCACUUAUCUUUGUCGCCUUUUGUCUGUUUUUUUUUGUGUUUGGAGAUUGUUUGGGUCCGUUCGCUUUAUGCUAACCUGUAUUUUCUUUCCUUAGUCGUCCUGGCGUUCUUCAAUCUGUCUCUGUUUCUGUGAUUGUACAAAGUGUUAUUUUUAGAAAACUGUGGAAAACGUUUUCAAAAACGGCACAGAAAAAAAUUCUUUAGGUUUUCUUUAUGUUUCCAUGUGGAUAGAGCCUCAAAAACCACAUUCAGAAGUCAGGGUUCCCACGGGUCCUUGGAAAAAACAUUUUGUUUUUGAAAAUUGUCCUAAAUUGACAUGUGUCAUUGAAAUUGUGUGAAUUUUUGGAAAUUUCGAGUCAUAAUUACUAGCAGUGUUGUGGACACUGUCCACUGUCUCUCUCCGGCUUGUUCCAUACAGAACAAUGAGCGAGUAAAGUUAAGUAAGAGAGCGCAAAUGACGUGAUUCCUGGGAAAUGAAAAUUACAAGAUCUCUGUCUCACUAAAGACAAAUUACAAAGACUGACUUUGACCAAGAUCCCAAGGACAAUCACUUGUCCAGAUGCAGAGCGUACUGCAAAUCAAUAAAAGUGGACACUGUCAUGGACGAAGACAAACUCUUACAAGUUGCUCUCCCAUCUUUUGGUCCUUAAAUUUUAGGGAAUUGGCCCUGGAAAGUCUUUAAAAAAAGUCCUUGAAUUUGAUGUCAAUCAAGGUCCGGGAACCCAGAGAGGUGGUUUUAGGACGUGUCCGCAUUCCUGAAUAGAAAGCCGAUGCCACAGUGGCUUUGUUUAAAUUUUUUACACUAAUCAGAUUUAUUUAUUUAUUUGCAGCCACUGGUCGUCACAUGAUUUCUAUUUCUUUUUGGUGACUUCUUAAAGUCUUGUUUCAUGUUACAGCAGUGUGAGAAGAGCUUUGUCUCAGACGACAGAGGACACAUUUGUACAGUCGGACUCAUUAAAAAAACAUGAUGUUGUUGUUGUUGCAUACAGUCGUGAGUCGUCACUGUGUGUUUGAAUAAAGCCACGUGGACACAGGAAA